CUUUGCUGCUGUUCCGGUUCAGGUGUGACGAUGAAGUGACCCACCUGGCCAGAUCUGAGAAAACCCGGCAAAGUUCCUAUCAGUUCAGGAAACAACUAUAAUUCUUCACCAAUUAAGCCGAAUUUUAAAGCUCCUCGGGCAUGGAUAAAUUAAAGUCGGUUCUGAGCGGUGAGGAGGCGCGCAGAGAUGACCGGAACAUUAUACAGCAAAUGAACCAAGCUUCGACUUUAGGCUGGGGCACACGUAUAAAGGGAUUCAUCGCCUGCUUCGUGGUGGGAGCUGCAUGCACAGUUCUGGGAGUGUGUGUGCUCUUCCUCCCCAAGAUUGGGAUCACUCUCUUUAUUGUCUUUUACACAUUUGGCAACAUAUGUGCUCUGUGCAGCACAAUGUUUCUGAUGGGCCCAAUGAAGCAGCUGAAAAGGAUGUGUGACAAAACAAGAGCGCUGGCUACUACCCUUAUGUUGACUUGUCUCGUUCUGACUCUCUGUGCGGCUUUCUGGUGGAAGAACUUUGGACUUGCUUUGUUGUUUGUUAUCUUGCAAGUCUUGUCAUUUACCUGGUACAGCUUGUCAUACAUCCCAUGUGUGAGAGAAGCAAUCAUGAGGAUGCUGGCCAUGUGCAUGAAAUAGGCCAUGUGUGU
Maylandia zebra (zebra mbuna) is the source of this 640-nucleotide messenger RNA. NCBI's taxonomy places the organism in Eukaryota, Metazoa, Chordata, Actinopteri, Cichliformes, Cichlidae. The record is from RefSeq and is a predicted model, not a curated record.